Molecule: messenger RNA, 10687 nt
Organism: Lethenteron reissneri (Far Eastern brook lamprey)
Lineage: Eukaryota; Metazoa; Chordata; Hyperoartia; Petromyzontiformes; Petromyzontidae
Molecular function (GO): protein binding; heparin binding; calcium ion binding
Source: RefSeq, a predicted model, not a curated record
CGUAGGGAGGAGGAGGAGGGAUCUUGUGCACGACACAAACCUCUGCCUCCUCUCAGUCGCUCCGGGCAGCAGUUCGUCCCGGGCAGAGUGCUGCUCUUGCGAGGAGAAGGAGGUGGAGAGACCAUGACCAAGGUGGCGGUGGUUCGCCUGCUGCCGCUGCUCCUGCCACGACUGCUGCUCAUGCCGUGGCCGUCGGAGGGAAGAAACUCCUGCCAGGGCCCCCACUGCCCCCAGCCGAGACAGCCGGCGGUCCCCUGCCACGGUGCCGAGUGUGCCACCACCACCACCGCCGCUCACCACCACCACCACGCCCCGUACCACCACGGCGCAGGCUUCCUGGAGGGCACCGCUCACGGCCGAGAGUCGGCGGGCAGCUGGCCGCACCCUGCCGACGAUCUGGCUGCCGCUGGCACCUGCAAAGGCAUCGAGUGUCUGCUCCGGUGGAGGGAAAGCCGGGUUCGGCCCACACGGCGACACGGCGCUGAGAGAACAGGCGCUGAACAGCAGCGGAGAGCGGAGGGGCAGCACGUGGGCUCCGGGGGCAGCGGGGGCAGCGGGGGCAGCGGGGGCAGCCCCGCCGGACCCCCUCGCUUCCUGCCGGGGCCGCACGCCGAGCUCAUUUCCGCUUCGUCCGCCUCGUCCGCCGCCGACUUCGGAUCCGCCGGAUCGCCGGGGGUCACGCUCAUGUGUGACGUGAGGCCCGGCGAGAACGAGGUGGCUUCGGAGGAUGCCCUCGUCCUGCACCUGCGCCUAGUGCACGGGCAGGAGCAGCUGCUUGCGCUGGUGCAGACGCAGGUGGAGGCAGCCGCCAAGAUCACGCACGGCCUCAACGAGCAGCAGAUGCGCCUCUUGCAGCAGCAGCAGCAGGUUCUGGACGCUCAGCGCCACCUCGCCGCUCAAUUCGCGAACCUGGAGGGGCUGAUGCGGCAAGAGAGCGAUCUGAGGACCCAGCAUCGGCACGCCUCGAAGCGCUGGGAGGACAACCCGGGAACGCCCCCGCAGCCGCAGCCGGCCAUCGACCCGCCGCUCUCCGCCGGUCGACCCCAGCACCACCGCCACCACCACCACCCCCACCCGGCGCUCGCGGGAACGGAAGACGCGACGGGCCUCCUGAGGAUCCCGCCGUCUCUGCCGGGGAUGCCGGGCCUGCCGGCGAUCUCGGUGCCGAGGGCGGCGACGCAGCACGCCGGACGCGGCUACGAGGCGGACGGCGGCGAGCGCCCAUCGGACUGCGCCCCCUGCGCCGCCGGGGAGUUCUGCGACUUCCAGCGGAUGCCGCCCGAGUGCCGCCGCUGCUCGUCGUGCCAGCCAGGCUUCUCCGAGCUGCAGACUUGCCGCCGCAGCACCGACCGCAUUUGCCAGGACAAGGAUGAAUGCACAGAGAACCCAACGUUUUGCGCUGGAAAAUGUCUGAACACACCAGGAGGGUACCGCUGCGUGGGCAUCAUCAUCUCUCACGACGACGACGACGACGAGUCGUCGCUCUGCGCCGACGGCUACUACCUGGGCUACGAGACGGGCGAGUGCCAGGCGUGCUCCGGCUGCCCCGACGGGCUGAUGCUGAGCCCCUGCACGACCGACGCCGACACCUCCUGCCUGCCGGGCCCCGGCAAACUGGCGGCGGCGUGGGUCGGCUCCGUGGAGCUGCCGCCGCCCCGCGACAGGCCCGCCAACCUCUCGGAGCUGAUGCCGGGCGGCGAAGGGAUCGCGCUGCGCGUCGCGCCCACCCGGGAGACGGAGUCGCUGCUCGGCUUCGCCCAAAUCCAGGUGGUCGGCGGGCGAUCCGUCGCGUUCGGGCAGCACGGCCUGGUGUGGGCCGACCUCAACGUGGCGGCCAAGCACAGCUGCCGCGGCUUCCUGCAGGUGUCGCUGAGGCUGAACCGCAGCGGCGGGCACCGCGACGAGCUCGUGGCGGCCAGGAUCGAGCCGACGGAGGACGACAAGCGCUUCCGGCGGAGCGCGUCCCUGAGCUCCACGGCCGAGCUGGAGCCCGGCCACCAGUUCUCGGUUUACCUGAGAAGCCCGGGGCAGCCUUGCGAGCGCAGCGGCGGAGAGUACGCCCACCCGGACCUCCUGCCGGGCUCGCUCAGCUUCCUGUGGCUGUCGCACGACACCGGGGCCGUGUCCCUGCACGCGCACACCAACACGGCGGCCCACUACAACUCCAACUACCGCCCCUCCUUUAAGGUGUCGCAGGUGUCGGACCCCUACGUGAUCACGGUGAACCACGACUGCGCGGCUUUCACCUUCUCGGAGGCGGGCGUCGUCAAGUUCGCCUACCGGCAGGCGCUCUACUCCGUCGGCCACGGCUGCAUCCGCGACGGCUACUCGCUGGGCGUUCACGUGAGCCGCAACGGCAGCGCCGGGGAGAGCGAGGAGGUGACGCGCGUCUACUUCCCGGGCGUCACCUACCGCGACACGGCCGUGUCGGCCGCCGGCGCCGUGGAGGUGCGGGCGGGCGACCAGCUGAGCUUCGACGUGGCGACGUCGCAGCACUGCAGCGUGCGCCUCUUCGGCGACGCGUCCGGCGUGAGCGUCGCCAGCCUCCUGUGGGUGCCGGGCUCCGCCGCCGCCGUCCUCUCGGCCGCCCUGGACAAGUCCGGCGUGGGCACCGGCGCCGUGCGGAACAAGGCCCUGCGCUUCCGGACCGUGGCGGCGCCCGACGGGGGCCAGGUGCUGCUGGAGUCGGAGGGGCGCCACUCGGGACAGCGUUUCCGGCUGGCGGCGGCCGGCGCGGUGAGCGUCUCGUUCCACCUGCGGCUGAUCCACUCGUGCGAGACGGUGCGCCUGUCGCUGCGUGGGCUGCAGAGCGAGCCGCCGUUGCAGCUGCAGGGCCGGGGCCCAGUCGCGCCCCUCCUGCAGCAGGUCGCUGGGCGAGUGAUGGAGGGCAGCCAGUGGAGCACCAUCAGCCUGCGGGGAAGCCUGUCCGUGGAGGCCGACGCGACGCUCUUCUUCACGCUCGACUGCAGCCGCGGCCGGAUAAACAACAUCUUCCACCACCAAGGAUCGCACCUGUUCAUGAUGUGGAUUUCCGCGUAGGCUGCGAGUGUGUGUACGCGCGCGCGCGUGAUGAGUGAUUUGCCCCUUACCUGCUGCGGGGGAUUUCAGCCGUCCCGUGUCGUUGAAUGAUGGGGCACGUUUCUGAAAUCCACCGCGGGAUCACCGGGCACACCACAGUUAAGUCGAUGGGCAGGUCGCGCGGUGGCGGGGGUAAUGUGUGGCUACUACCACCGAUGUCCAAGGCGUAUGGCCAGCGUGGAAGAGUAGGCCAAAUACAAACUAGAGGGGUUACUCUAAGAGCUCCGUCUCGUGGAGGUCUUUCUACCAGCAGUGAUAUUACCAAGACAUUGUUAGGAGCUGCGCCUUUACCUUUGACUUUCUAUAAAUCGGUGAAGUGGGGAGAAGUCUUUCCCGAGGACAAUUGAAACGAACUCUAUUGCACGACCUCGUGUCUCUGCCAGAUCGCCAUUGUCAUUAGCAGUGGUCUAUCCACUGCUGGACUAAGGCCUCCCCCCCCACACCCGUCUUCAGCUCUCGGGGUCCUGUGAUUGCCAGCUCACAUCAGGUAAUAAUUCCCGCGGCAGCGAUAUGGCCAUUUCAGGCCAUAAAUUCAUCGCACUUCUUGGCGUUAAUGCAAAAACAAAUGUAUCUGGAGUAAAAUAGCCGGUCAGAAUGUUGUAAAAUAUAUAUAUUUUCAUUUUACCCCUUUUUCAUUUACAAGUUAGUUUUUUCCCAAACCGUGACAAUUUGAUUUCACGCAAAAUCUCAGGCUGGCCUCUUUGCAAACCUCACGUGCAAAUUAUAUUUCUGCACCGGCUAUUCUGGAUAUUCACCCCCCCCGCCCCGUAACAGAGUGUACGGUGUGAGGAAGGGGACAUUCCCAGAACUACUUCCGAAAAUCUCAAGUCACUUCUUAUCCACACUUUGUAGGGGGGAGGGCGGGGGCCAAGGCUGACAUUCUCAGAGUUGUCAUUUAUCCACGACCAAAGAAGCGAAUCCAAAUGUUACCGUGACGUCCGUGGAGUAACAGGGCCAUCAACUUCCUACGCUUGAAAACGCGGUUUAGUGGCGCACGGCCUCGACACAGAUUCGAACCCAGGAUCCCGGCAGUAACUGCACCAGUGCUUUGACUUGUGAACCACCUGUGAACCACCUGUGAACCACCUGUAAACCACCUGUGAGCCACCUGUGAACCACCUGUGAGCCACCUGUGAACCACCUGUGAACCACCUGUGAGCCACCUGUGAGCCACCUGUGAAACCACCUGUGAACCACCUGUGAGCCACCUGUGAACCACCUGUGAGCCACCUGUGAACCACCUGUGAACCACCUGUGAGCCACCUGUGAACCACCUGUGAACCACCUGUGGUGUACCUGGCCACUUCUCAGGAGGCGUGUUCUUGGCAGCCCAGUAAUACUGUGACCGCCACGGUGGCGAGAUGUUUACUACCUCGCCUGGUAUACAUGAGGUCGUGAGUUCGAUGCUGACCUUGAACACCUGCUGUAUAUUCGGAGUUUGCGUGUCUCUCUCUCCCCGUGGUCGCGUGGAUUUUUCUCCGGGUCCUCCGGUUUUCCCCUCCACAUUGAAGAAUCAACGUCAUGCGCUUAAGAGAAUUUGGCUGCUUAUAAAUGUCCACGCGAUGAUGAUAAGCCACUUCGUUGGGCUAUCAUUUGCGGCCAGACCUGUCCGUCGGAGUAAUUUCACUCGGCCAGGGUUACGGGACAACAGUUUCGCGAUCCUUGCAGACCUUGCCAUCGGCCUCCACUCGUGGGAGGGAUGUGAAGACAGACGCUUCUCCGGUGCGCCGCGUGUUGUACGGCGCGACGUCUGACGUUUCGCCACACAUCCUGGGAGCUCCUUCCAGAAGAAGUUACUCAGAGUCUUUCAGUAGCCUGCUGCAGGCAAUAAUGGUUGUGCCUGCUACACUACAUCGGAGGCUGAGCUGCGCGUGGAGUUUAUCAAGAGGGACAUCUCAACACGUGUGUGGCGAUGUCGCUUCUAAACAACGCCCACAGCAGCUGCCACCCGUUUUAAGUUGUCACCAAUGAUGAAGGGGCGGUUGGGUUGUUGGUCAAAACUGCCUCCAGGCAAUAAUUGGCAGAAAGAGAGAUAGGAAUGUGCAUCCUGCCAAACGUUAACAGGCACUUUCCAAGACUGAUAUUGUCUUUGAAGCUAGGAUAAUGGACAUUUAUUCAAAUUGAAUGUUAAGGUAGAGUAGGUGGACUUGGGCAGCCUGUUUGCCUGAAGAAGCCCCCCCCUCCCCAGCCAGUGGUGCGAAACGUCGGACAUCGCGUGAGCCGAACGAAACGCGGUUACAACAACGAUGACGACGACGCGAAGUCAAACCGGAGAGAGUGACACGGAGUACAGGGUGCGAGAGAGAAACUCACGCGGUAACAUUUCAACCUUGGAUGCUUCGCCAAACAAUUGGCCAACGGUUGAGUUCGAACGAUGUUUACUCUGCAUAAGUAUUGAGUUUAUUAUUAUUAUACAAAAUGUACAAAUACAGUAAUUGAGUUAUAGGGACUCCUCUACUUAUGAACAUUCGACCUACGAACUUUCAGAGAUAGGAACAAAGCUGUCCAUAUGUCCGGUUGCCUGUUCGGACUGAGAGAUAUAAGUUAAACUGCCGUACAAUAGAUGGUGGUGGUGGCAUCUACAUCUGCAGAACGUGAAGAACCAGUGGCCUCUACAUCUGCAGAACGUGAAGAACCAGUGGCAUCUAUAUCUGCAGAACGUGAAGAACCAGUGGCAUCUACAUCUGCAAAACGUGAAGAACCAGUGGCAUCUACAUCUGUAGAACGUGAAUAACCAGUGGCAUCUACAUCUGCAGAAUGUGAAGAACCAGUGGCAUCUACAUCUGCAGAACAUGAAUAACCAGUGGCAUCGACAUCUGCAGAACGUGAAGAACCAGUGGCAUCGACAUCUGUAGAACAUGAAGAACCAGUGGCAUCUACAUCUGUAGAACGUGAAUAACCAGUGGCAUCUACAUCUGCAGAACGUGAAGAACCAGUGACAUCUACAUCUGCAGAACGUGAAGAACCAGUGGCAUCUACAUCUGCAGAACAUGAAGAACCAGUGGCAUCUAUAUCUGUAGAACGUGAAGAACCAGUGGCAUCUACAUCUGCAGAACAUGAAGAAUCAGUGGCAUCUAUAUCUGUAGAACGUGAAGAACAAGUGGUAUCUACAUCUACAGAACGUGAAUAACCAGUGGCAUCUACAUCUGCAGAACAUGAAGAACCAGUGGCAUCUACAUCUGCAGAACGUGAAUAACCAGUGGCAUCUACAUCUGCAGAACAUGAAGAACCAGUGGCAUCUACAUCUGCAGAACAUGAAGACCCAGUGGCAUCUACAUCUGCAUAACAUGAAGAACCAGUGGCAUCUACAUCUGCAGAACAUGAAGAACCAGUGGUAUCUACAUCUGCAGAACGUGAAUAACCAGUGGCAUCUACAUCUGCAGAACGUGAAGAACCAGUGGCAUCUACAUCUGCAAAACGUGAAGAACCAGUGGCAUCUACAUCUGCAGAACAUGAAGAACCAGUGGCAUCUACAUCUGCAGAACGUGAAUAACCAGUGGCAUCUACAUCUGCAGAACAUGAAGAACCAGUGGCAUCUACAUCUGCAGAACAUGAAGACCCAGUGGCAUCUACAUCUGCAUAACAUGAAGAACCAGUGGCAUCUACAUCUGCAGAACAUGAAGAACCAGUGGUAUCUACAUCUGCAGAACGUGAAUAACCAGUGGCAUCUACAUCUGCAGAACGUGAAGAACCAGUGGCAUCUACAUCUGCAGAACGUGAAGAACCAGUGGCAUCUACAUCUGCAGAACAUGAAGAACCAGUGGCAUCUACAUCUGCAGAACGUGAAGAACCAGUGGCAUCUACAUCUGUAGAACGUGAAUAACCAGUGGCAUCUACAUCUGCAGAACGUGAAGAACCAGUGGCAUCUACAUCUGCAGAAUGUGAAGAACCAGUGGCAUCUACAUCUGCAAAACAUGAAUAACCAGUGGCAUCGACAUCUGCAGAACGUGAAGAACCAGUGGCAUCGACAUCUGUAGAACGUGAAGAACCAGUGGCAUCUACAUCUGCAGAACGUGAAGAGCCAAUGCCAUAUACAUUGUACAACUUUUAAAGCCAUUCCCCGUGUUUAGUGUUCACGCCGUACGUGUUUGGAAGCGACACGAGUAAAGUUGGACUUACUAACAAAUCGACUUACGAACAGACCUCUGGAACCUUACUUAUUCGUAAGUAGAGGAGUCCCUGUGUAUAUUGUUUAUAAAUCAAGAUGUAUCCAAUUUAAAGAUAUAAAAACCUCACGAACCUACGUUCACUUUGGCUCGAUGUGGACAAAAGCGUACCUUAAGUUACAAGAGCAUGUGAAUAACUGUUCAAUGUGUUACGGUACAAACCCGCAUAUCCACCUCACCGGGGCACUUAUGCACGGACGGAUACGUGAAGGUCGGAUAUGCGACGUUGUACUGUACAAUGCUGAAAGCAAUAAAAGUCGAGAAUUAAAACGACACCCGGAUGUCGCAUCUAACACUUGUGUUGUCCAGUAGAACCACGCGGAGACGAUGAAUUCUACAAGGGCUGUUGCCGUUUAUUGAAUCAUCGUCACACUCGAUAUCCUACGCUCACACCAUCGUAGGUUCACUCUAUCUCGGUCUUUUACCCCGGAUACUGAAUACUAUUUGGGUCCUACCCUCGGCUAUCCCUCGGGCUCUCUCACUCGUCUGCCAAGACCGGGGGUUCAGCCAACACCGCUCCGCAACGAGCAGAGAGAGACCCUCUUCCAGCCGACCCUUGCUGAAUACUACGGGACCCUACCCUCGGCUAUCCCUCGGGCUCUCUCACCCGUCUGCCCGGAGCGGGGGUUCAGCCAACACCGCUUCCACGACGAGGAGAGAGACCCCCUGCAGCCGCUCCCUACGAGGACCACGCCUUCGUCACGUGGUCCUCCUUAAGAACCCCUUGGGCGGCUCCUCCCCCCAGCUCGGACCCGCCUUUGUUCCCGAAGAUGCCUCUUACACCACCCGUGACGUUACGUCAUCCUUGCCUGUUAACCUGCUCGCACCUCCUUCUGUUUACCCCCUCAUUGGUUACCCGCAAUACUCUACAGUUGUAAGAAUGUUGAAAGGCAGGGGGCCACAACCCCCGGGCCGCGGACCGGUACCGGUCCGUGUCCUGUUAGGAACCGGGCCGCACAGCAGUAGGAGGUAAGCGGUGAGUCCGCGCGUGGCCCGCCCCCAUUAUUUUAUUAUUUACCACUUCUGUCCACGCCUCUUCCCCGCACUGCGAACUUGCCUCAGUCACAGUGUUGGUGAGCCCACAAGCUCUAACCCCUAGUAGCCAACAUGAGUAAGAAACAAACGUAGCUGGAGAGCUUCUUUGAAAAGGGGGAAAGACCCAAUGAUGAACCCCCCCCGCCCCCCGGUCCGUGAAGAAAUUGUCUUCCACGAAACCGGUCGCAGGUGCCAAAAAGGUUUAGGACCGCUGUUGAAAGGGAUAACACUCUUAGGGUUUUUCUAACAUAUUUGAGCAGGAAAGCAUCACCGAGUCUUUAAGACUCUUUUUUUUUGUCAGAAGGGGUAUUGCUGUCAUCAGGAUGUUUUGUCCAAAUCUAUUAACGAGUUAAACUAUUAAAAACUAUUUUUGAAUUUUACCAGUUAGGACCCAGUGAGCUGCUAUAGAACUCUUUUUCAGAAGCGACCUGGCUGCCACAAAUGAUAGUUCGAUUAAGUGGCUUAUCCUCACGUGGACAUUUAUAGCAGCCAAAUACUCUAAACGCGUGCCGUCGAUUUUAAACGUGGAGGGGAAAAUAACGGAGGACCUGGAGAACAAUCCACGCGACCAUGGGGAGAGAGAGACGCGCAGACUCUGAAUAUACAGCAGCAGGCGUCAGGGUCGGGAUCGAACCCACGACCUCCUGUAUACCAGGCGAGGUAGUUAACAUCUCAAAGCCACCGUAAAGAUGAUGAGAGAGAGACACACAAACUCCAAAUAUACAGCAGCAGGCGUCAGGGUCGGGAUCGAACCCACGACCUCCUGUAUACCAGGCAAGGUAGUUAACAUCUCCUAGCCACCGUGAUGAUGAUGAGAGAGAGACACACAAACUCCAAAUAUACAGCAGCAAGCGUCAGGGUCGGGAUCGAACCCACGACCUCCUGUAGACCAGGUGAGGUCGUCUCUUCUGAAGAAAACAAAACAGCGACAUAAACAAAUAUGCUAGAGCAAAACAAACAUUUACACAUGUACGGCGUGGUCCAGAUGUCUUGUGACCCCCCAACUUUUUUUUCCCUUUGCAUGUAAACAUCGCUUCGUUUUAGUCGUAUAUUUUAGGUGAUGUGUUUACCUUUCCUAUACAGCACUUUGAUUUGUUUACUUUAAACUCCUAUCGUGUUUUAGUCCUGUUUAUUGUUGCAACGUUCUGACCCCGUGUCCCCUACCGGACAUCUGUGCAAAAAAAGCUUUAUCACUCAUCGGAUUCCUUCUGCAGACGAAAUAAACAUUCUGAUACUCGUGUUUUAAAGAAACUUUACUUCAUCUUAUUGGUUCUUUCGGUAAAGUCACGUAGAAGGGAAAUAAUAAAAUAAUAACAUGUAAACAUAAUAAAAUAAUGUCUUCCCGACAGACCUGUUCUUCACCUGAGGACGGCUGCUUGCGUUGUGGCCGAAACGUCGUGAGAAUUAUUUUAUUAUGUUUUAUUUUUAUUAUUUUAUUACUUCCCUUCUACGUGAUGACUUUACCGAAAGAUCCAAGAAGAUGAAUCCCUGCAGUCACGAAAGCUUUAAAUCGAAAUUUCAACUUUACUUCGACAAACAUUAAGUGGCAGAGAAUUCAACGGGGGUCACGAGACACGUGGAGACACAGGGCGGCGGGGAGAUCUCGAGCACAAUUCACUGUGGACAGGAAGGGCCGGUCCAAUUUGUUUCGUUCCGUGACUUCAGGCAAGGCUAUCGCUCGCACAGCUGACCUUCACACCGACGCGAUCAUUUCAACGCUCCAUCUCCACGCCGCGCGCGCGUGCGUGCUCCGGGCGUGUCCCUCCUCUCCCUGUCAUAUCGAUCAAAAGCCGGGGGGGGGGGGGAAUUAAAAUAUUUCGCUCAAGAUUAUUUAAUUUGUAAUCUCGACCUUGUCUGUUAAGAGUGUUUUGUUUUGACCGCUCCGUUAGGCGAAAGGCAAAAAAAAAAAUCUAAAAUGUAUAAGAUUAUACUCUUUGGUUCUUUCGGUAAAGUCACGGAGAUGAAAAAUAAAACAUUAAAAUCACGAGUGAUUAAAUUUAGUUAUUUUAAUUGUAUUAUUUUUGAAAAUAACUAAAUAACUAAAAAAAAUAAUCCACUAGUGAUUUCACUAGUGAUUUAAUUUUAUUAUUUUACCUCCCGUGGCCAGAAAUAACUAUUUUUAUUCUUAUCUUUUAUUUUCACCUACGUGACUUUAUUGAAAGAACCAAAAAGUAUGGAUCCUUGCAGUCACGAAAACUUCAAAUCUAGAAUUGUAUUUCCGUGCCCGUGCUUAAUUUGCCUUUUCGAUUUAGAGGCCGUCCAUAAAUGACGUCACGCGAUUUUGGACAAUUUUUGACCCCCCCCCCUCCCCUUCGUCACACGACGUCACAAAAAGUCAGACCCCCCCCUCAAAUAUGACGUCACAAAGCUCUGCCCCCCCCCCCAAAAUAAAACAUGCUUCAAAUCGC